Eruca vesicaria subsp. sativa (arugula) is the source of this 198-nucleotide messenger RNA. The record is from the annotation of a GenBank genome assembly. Lineage: Eukaryota; Viridiplantae; Streptophyta; Magnoliopsida; Brassicales; Brassicaceae.
AUGGCUCUUUUCAACAUCUUUCUCUCAGACAUGAGAUCCGGCCGAUGCUCCGACACGGUGGAGGUCCGACUACUCCGAUUCUGGGAAGCUCGGAACGUGAGGAAAGGUGGCGAAUUGAUGAGUGUUGACAUGCUAGACGGUUACCCAAGGAACUGUUGCUGCUACUCGUCAGCUCAGGUUCCGGGAUCGCCUCACUGA